Babesia bovis T2Bo is the source of this 189-nucleotide messenger RNA. RefSeq lists its product as uncharacterized. The coding region runs from base 52 to 180 and encodes 42 amino acids. The record is from RefSeq and is a predicted model, not a curated record. The transcript is spliced from 2 exons. Lineage: Eukaryota; Apicomplexa; Aconoidasida; Piroplasmida; Babesiidae.
CACUACAUAUACGGGUAACCCUAGGGAUACCAUUAUGGCCUACAGCACUCUAUGCCCUGGCCUAUUCUAUCUCUCCUAGCAGUUCUCACACUGGUAAACAAGCAUAUAAACCGUGAGACUUCAUUGUCUACAACGCUACCACUGUACUACUGCUAUAUUCCGGACAUUACUUGCCACUAGUUGAUAUGU